Molecule: messenger RNA, 953 nt
Organism: Andrographis paniculata
Lineage: Eukaryota; Viridiplantae; Streptophyta; Magnoliopsida; Lamiales; Acanthaceae
Product: transcription factor IBH1-like 1
Exons: 2
Coding region: 192-788 (198 amino acids)
Biological process (GO): regulation of DNA-templated transcription
Molecular function (GO): protein dimerization activity
Source: RefSeq, a predicted model, not a curated record
CCUUCUUUCGCUCCCAUUAUUUUCUUCACGUUUCUGUCUGAAUUCUCAUGUUCUGCUGCAACCUACCUCAGCUUGCUCCUUCUCAAAAGUUAAAUCAUUUUUUUUUUCUUAUCUUUGAUUUUUAAGUCUUCUGGAUUUACAUAUUCGAGAGCAAUAAUAUACCUGUGAUUCUGGUAGUGAUCGAAGCAAGGAUGCGCAAUUCUGCACAGCUGAGACAUGAAUUCUUAAAGGCAUGGAUAAAGAGUCUGAAAAUAUACAGUAACCUCAAGAAGAACAUGAGCAUUUCCCACAGGAAAAACGCUAUAAAGCUAUCUGCAGAUGUUGCAAUUGCUUCGAUAACCCAGAAAGCCAAACCCUCAGCCUCAUCACACAGAUGGACCCAAUCCCUUAUGGCAGAUGCUGCGUCAAGUGAUGAUGGAACUAACAGAAUCUUCGUUGAACAAACACUGGGCUACAAAUUGGGCAAUCGGAAAAAAUCCCCGACAACCGGACUUAUGACCAAAUGCAGCAAGAAGAUUUUGAGAAAUAAUAUUCGCGUUUUUCUUGGUAAAUCAAGAAAAAGAACGACUCCCAAGCAUGCGAAAGCGGGCUCGAUUAUAGCUAAUAAAGGGGUGGAGAAGAGAACACGGUUGCUUAAACGACUGGUGCCCGGGGGAGAAGAUAUGGACGAAAUAUCUCUCAUGGAAGAAGCCUUAGAUUACAUUGCCUUACUUCAAGUUCAAAGGGAUGUCCUGAAGCAGGUAGCUGCUGUUGCUGAGUCUCUCAGAAACUUAAAAAGUGUAAAUUAACUCCUAGCUAGGUGUUCAAUGGAUCUGCAUAAUUAUUAAACUUAUAUUAUGUGUGUAUGCACGAUGAUCAGACCAUUAAGGUUAUUCAUGUCAGCGAUCACUACCAAAAAAAGGUCUUUUCGUAACGGGCUAAUGUUCCAUAACAAUAAUCUCGUCAUAAAAAGU